Eleginops maclovinus (Patagonian blennie) is the source of this 27407-nucleotide messenger RNA. RefSeq names its product spectrin repeat containing, nuclear envelope 1b (gene syne1b). Gene Ontology annotation, molecular function: kinesin binding. Gene Ontology annotation, cellular component: perinuclear region of cytoplasm; nuclear envelope; membrane. The record is from RefSeq and is a predicted model, not a curated record. NCBI's taxonomy places the organism in Eukaryota, Metazoa, Chordata, Actinopteri, Perciformes, Eleginopidae. Gene Ontology annotation, biological process: cytoskeleton organization; nucleus organization; nuclear migration.
CGGUGAGAGACUUCAGACUGAAGCCUCUUUCAGUCCACUUCAUUUAGAAUAACCCCGGUCCCUGCGGGCUGUCCGGGUCCCGGUCUCUAACAGGGUUUACUCUCCUCUGGUUCUGGGUGUAGAGACUACCUCUCCGGUAGACUGGCGCUAAUUCAAACCGGAACCCGAAUGCCUGUGAGCUGUGCUGUGAUUGGACGGUGAAACUGCUGCAUGAAACCUGAGACCUGAUUGGACCCGGAGCUGCAGAGUGAGUAUAAAGAGAGCGUGGGGUGGGGGGGGGGCAGUGGAGCAUCAGACCCCUGUCCCAAAGCUGCAGGACAACAUGGCGUCCACCGGGAGGUACGGCCGGACGGCUGUGGACAUCGCCAACGUGAUGCACAAACUGCAGAAUGAGCAGGAGGCAGUGCAGAAGAGAACCUUCACCAAAUGGAUCAACUCUCACUUAGCCAAGUACAAGCCCCCCCUGGAGGUGAACGACUUGUUCGAGGACAUCAAAGAUGGGGUGAAGCUGCUGGCUCUGCUGGAGGUUCUGUCCGGACAACGACUGCCCCGUGAGCAGGGCCGUCAGCUGAAGAGGAUCCACUGGGUCUCCAACAUCGGCACAGCGCUGAAGUUCCUGGAAGGCAGGAAGAUCAAACUGGUGAACAUCCACGCCACUGACAUCGCAGACGGACGCCCGUCGAUAGUUCUGGGGUUGAUAUGGACCGUCAUCCUCUACUUCCAGAUUGAGGAGCUGACCAGUAACCUGACCUCCCUGCAGUCCCUGUCCACCAGCAACUCGUCAGUGGAGAGCAGUGAGGCCGGCAGCUCCCCCCCCAUGAAGAGGAAGGUGGUCAACCGCUUCCAGGGCAACGCCAAGAAGGCCCUGCUGCGAUGGGUGCAGACCACCGCGGCCCAGUACCACGGUAUCGAGGUGAGGGACUUCGGGCCCAGCUGGAGGGACGGAGUGGCCUUCCAGUCCGUGGUCCACGCCAUCAGGCCGGACUUGGUGGACAUGGAGGAGGUGAGGAGGAGGAGCAACAGGGAGAACCUGGAGGAGGCCUUCUCUCUGGCAGAAAACGAGCUGGGCAUCCCCCGCCUGCUGGACCCCGAAGAUGUGGACGUGGAUAAGCCGGAUGAGAAGUCCAUCAUGACGUACGUGGCUCAGUUCCUCAAACAUUACCCCAACCCCCACCACUCCGAGGCCGACGGGCAGCAGGAUGAGCUGCUUCUGGGCUCUAUCCCCACCUUCGGUCUGUCAGUGCCAGUGCUGCAGUUUGGUCCUGGAGAUAUAGAGCAAAUGCUCGAGCGAGAGGAGCGCAAGAUGCUCCGAGAGCUGAAGGUGUUCCUGGAUCAGCUGGAGAGAGAGGUGCUGCGAGCGCAGGGCACCGAGGGGAACCUCACCGACAAAUACCAGGAGUUCAAGAGCUUCAGGGUGCAAUUUGAGAUGAAGAAGAAGCAGAGCGAGCCGCUGCUGCAGCCGGUCAACCGGGACGGGAAGCUGUCCGUGGACCAGGCUCUGGUGAAGCAGGCCUGGGAGAGGGUCUCUGCUCGGCUGCUGGAGUGGCACCUGCACCUGGAUAAGUCCCUGCCGGGGCCCCUGGGGGGGAUCGGGGCCUGGCUGCACCGGGCGGAGACGGCCCUCAGAGAGGACGUCCCCCUGCAGCACCAACCAGAACAGACCGCCAACGUCCUGCACCGCAAGCUGGAGCAGAACAAGGAGGUGCUGAAGAACCUGGAGGCCCACAGACAGCCCUUCCUGCAGAUCCACAGAGACCGAGCGGUCAACGGAGUCCCCGUCCCCCCCGAGCAGCUGCAAGACAUGGCAGAGCGGUUUAACUUCGUGUCCACGUCCUCUCAUGGUCACCUGAUCCGGCUGGAGUUCUGGGAGAGGAAGUUCCGUCUGAUGGCGUUCCUGAUGCUCGCCGAGAGCAAGCUGAAGUCCUGGAUCAUUAAAUACGGCCGGCGCGACUCCGUGGAGCAGCUGCUGCAGACCUACCUGACGUUUGUGGAAGGCCAGCGCUUCUUCGAGCAGUACGAGAUGAUCUACUCGGACCUGAAGCACGCUGCGGAGGUCUACAUGAAGUCCGACAGCUCAGUGGACGAGGCGGAGGGUGUCAGUAAGCUGCUGGCGGACGCCUCCUCUCAGUGGAGGAACCUGGCUCUGGAGGUGCGCAGUGUGAGGAGCAUGCUGGAGGAGGUGCUCUGUAACUGGGAGAAGUACGGCGGCACCGUGGCCUCCCUGCAGGCCUGGCUGGAGGACGCCGAGAGCAUGCUGAACCAGAGCGAGGCCGGCAAGCGCGACUUCUUCCGGAACCUGUCCCACUGGAUGCAGCAGCACACGGACAUGAACGACGCCGGGAACUUCCUGAUCGAGACGUGUGACGACUCCGUGUCCCGGGACCUGAAGCAGCAGCUGCUCCUGCUCAACGGGAGGUGGAGGGAGCUCUUCGUCAAGGUCAAGCACUAUGCCCGGGCGGACGAGGUGGAUAAGCUGCGGCAGGACUACCAGGACGGGAUCCACACCCUGAAGAUGUUCAUGGACGCCACCAACCAGAAAAUGACGGCGGCGGUGCAGGUCUCCUUCCUCAACGUCCGAGCCUUUGUGCAGGACAUGGAGGAGGUGAAGCAGAAGGUCCCGGCCAUGGAGGCGGCCUGUAAGGCAGCGAGCCGCACCGCCCAGCUGCUGAGCAAAGACACGCCGCAGGACGAGGUGGUCGCCAUGACGGAGGUGAUGGGGUCGGUCCGUGAGCAGCUCGCCAAGGUGAGGGAGCGGUCUCUGCCCCUGCUGAGGGAGUCCCAGUCUCUGCUGCCCCCCCUGGAAGAGAUGGAGAGGAACAUCACAGGGUUCUACCAGGCUCUGGAGAAGGCCAGCCACAUCACCGGGACCCCCAGCCCCGAGGAGCACGGGGACUUCAAAGUCAAGUGCCAGGAGCUGGUGACGUUCACUCACAGCUGUAAGAAGUGUCUGACCAACAUCGAGAGGAACCACCAGAACAUCCAGAAGAUCCUGAGCAGCAGCAGCACCCUGCAGCACCUGGACCUGGGCCUGCUGCAGAAGAGAGUGGCCGACCUGCAGGCCUCCUCCCAGGCCAUGAUCAAGGAGUCCACAGAGUGGAGGAAGCACGUGGAGGCCAACAGCUGUCUGAUGAAGAGGUUUGACGAGUCCCGCAUCGAGCUGGAGAAAGUCCUGAAGACGGCUCAGAGCUGUCUGACGGAGAGAGGAGACCCAGAGGAGCUGCUGAAGAAACACACGGAGGUCCUGGGUCAGCUGGACCAGCGGGUCCUGAACUCGUUCCUGAAGGCCUGUGAUGAACUGACGGACAUUCUGCCGCCGCAGGAGCAGCAGGCGCUGCAGGAGACGGUGCGCCGGCUGCACAAACACUGGAAGGACAUCCAGAUGGAGGCACCGCUGCACCUGCUGCGUCUGAAGGUGGAGGCGGAGAAGAGCCGGCUGCAGGUUCUGCUGCAGGAGGGUCAGGCCGAGCUGAUCCGGGAGAACCGGCAUCUGGCCAGCAUGGGCAGCGAGAGGCUGGUCCGAGAGCACCGGGCGUUCUUCCGGGAGCAGCGCCCCCUGUCUGUGUGUGAGAAGAGGCUGCAGCUGAUGGAGGAGACCUGUCUGAAGCUCCCUGAAGGAGACGCUGCUCUGCAGACGCUUGAAGCAGCCAGGAAGGACUUCUCUGAGCUGCAGGAGGAAAUCCAGGACACGCACCAGAAGCUGCUGCAGCACCAGGACAAGUGGAAGGACUACAGCGCCAGGUACGCGGAGCUGUCCUGCUGGCUGAUCUCUAAAGAGAGUCAGCUGAGGCUGCUGAGGAACAGAGCCAGCGACCCCAAGAAGUAUGGACAGGUCAAGACCUCCAUCACGGAGCUGAGGACGGAGGCGGAGCUGCAGGAGGGGAACGUGUCGUGGCUGAAGGUUCGGAUGUCGACUCUGUUGGAGGUCUGUGCGGACGGAGACGCUGAGAGGAACGGAGGAGCUCUGAACAAACUCUGCUCUGACUUUAAAGCCCUGCUGGCCUCUCUGCUGGAGGCGGAGAAGAUGCUGCUGGCUGUGGGAGACUGUGUUCAGUUCAGAGAGGAGGUCCAGACCACGUUGGAGGACCUGGUUCAGGGUCAGAGAGAAGCUCAGAGCGAGGUCUCCAAGAUCCUGGACUGUCCCACCGUGAGGGAGGCCCAACAGCUGCUGCUCAGCCACCAGCAGCUGCUGAAGCGUCUGAAGCUGAAGAGGAAGGAGGUGCAGCAGCUGAUCUGCAGAGGACAGACCCUGCAGGCCGAGGAGGGCGUGGGGGGGGCGCUACAGCAAGACCUGCAGACCCUUGAGACCACGCUCAGCAAGAUGGAGCAGAGCACCGACUCCCAGGAGCAGAGCCUGGAGGUGACCCUGGCAGCCUGGCAGGAGUUCCACAGCCAGCAGGAGGCGGUGCAGGAGUUCCUGCAGAAAGCCCGAUCCUCCAUGGACCGGGACCAGAACUUUAGCAGCCCGGAGAGCCUGGCUGCAGAACUGGACCAGGCUAAGGUCCUGCUGAAGCAGGGCGCGGCUGAGGCCUCUCACAUGAACACUCUGCUGAAGAGGGCCAAAGAGAUCCAGCUGGGUCCCAACAACAGGAACCUGCUGUCGGACCAGGCCCGGUCCCUCAGUGAGGAGGUGGACCGCGUGGAGGCCGGACUCAAGAAGGAUGUGCAGACCCUGGAGCAGAUGAAGACCCUCUGGAUGAACUUCUCUCAGGACUUUGAGUCUUUCUCUCUCUGGAUCUCUGAGAAGGAGAAGCAGCUGGAGCUCCUGAAGUCCUCUCUGCCUCUGGAGGAGCAGAUCAGCACCGUGAAGGCUGUGUCUGCGGAGCUGCAGGACCGGGCCGGGGUCUCCUCUCAGCUGGAGGGGGGCUCCCAGGCUCUGUCUCAGUUUGUCUCCUUGGGGGAGGGGGCCCGCAUCAAGGCCCGCCUCACCCAGAUCGGGCGGUACUGGGAGGAGCUGCAGGAGAGCGUGCAGCAGCAGGAGGCGCAGCUGCAGGAGAGCGCCACCAACCUGCAGAGGUUCUCCUGCAGCCUGCAGCAGGUGGAAGCCUCUCUCAGCAAUCUGCAGACCCAGCUGCAGCUCCCUCUGAUCUGCUCCUCCUCCUCAGAGACCUACAGGGCUCUGCAGGACCACAUGGAGGUGUGUCAGCAGCAGGAGGCGCUGCGGGGGGGGGUCCUCUCCCUGCAGGCUGCAGCUCGGAGGCUCAGUGAGCGUCAGGCUGCAGAGAGGAGUGUCACGGAGCUGAACAUCAGAUAUGAGGAGACCCUGCAGGAGGCUAAAGACCAGCAGUGCGCUCUGGAGAGGCUGCUGGCGCUCUGGCAGAAGUUUGAGAAGCAGUGCUCUCACGUGGUCUCCUGUCUGGAGAGAAGUGAGUCUGCGUCUGAACCUGAGAGUCAGCUGCUGUCAGCAGAUAAAUCCAAGCUGCGCUCAGAGAUCCAGGACCUGCAGGCGCUGCGGGGGGAGCUGCCCUCCCUGCAGACCUCCCUCUCGGAGCUGCAGGGUCUGGGUUUGUCUCUGAGUCCAUCGGCCUCAGAGGAGAGGGAGCAGCAGCUGCAGGAGGAGCUGAGGGCUCUGCAGAGGAGGCUGCAGGAGCAGAGAGAGGCCCUGCCACAGAGAGAGUCGUCUCUCCAGGCUCACCUCUCUCUGCUGGAUCAGUUCGACCAGGAUCUGCUCAGCUUCUCCUCCAGGAGCGAGACACUGCUGUCCAUCCUGCACUCUGCCCCCCCCAUCCACCCCAGAGACCUGCAGCCCGCCCACACACACUGCAAGGAGAGCCAUGCUGCGCUGCAGCAGCAGCGGGGGGUAAUGCAGCGCCUGCAGCAGCAGCUGGAGCAGCUGUGUCUACGGUGUGAGGGUGGGGAGGCGCAGCUCCUGCGCAGCCGAACAGAGGGGGCUCUGCAGCCCCUUCUGGAGGCCCUGCAGGUCUCUGAGCUGCAGACGGAGAGCCUGCAGCGCCUGCAGAGCUUCCUGCAGAGCCACGGCGAGGCAGGGGGGGUCCUGCGGGGCCUGAAGCAGACCGUGGAGGGGGCCGGGAGCUGGGACCGGGGCCGGGUGGAGGAGCUGCAGCAGGAGCUGGCCUCCAUUGGCCCAGAGAUCCUGCAGCUGGAGACCCUGGCCCUGAACCUGGACAGCAUCCUAUGCAAGAGCCACCUGCACCUGGGGGCCGAGGGGGGGGCACGGCUGUCCUGCCGUGUGCUGACCGACGUCCUGAACUCUGAGCUGGACUCUGUGAGGAGCCUCCUGGGGGCCAAGCAGAGUGAGGCGGAGGCCCUGGGCUCCCUGUGGAGCUCCUUCAGGCAGCGCAAGGAGCAGCUGCUGCAGGCUGUUGAGGAGCUGGAGGAGCAGGCGGAGCAGAGCAGCUGCAGGGAGCCCAGCCUGCACAGCCUCCAGAGCAGGCUGCGCUUCUUCUCUCAGCUGGAGGACGAGCUGCAGUCUCACCUCCACGAGCAUCAGUGGCUGCAGGACCGGGGGGGUCAGCUGGCCCUCAGAGACCAGGAAAUGGGAGGGGAGGUGCUGAGGGAGAUCAGCCUCCUGCAGAACACUUGGGAGGAGACCAGGAGGUUCAUCACUGAGAGACAGGAGCAGUGUGCUGAGCUGGUGGAGCUGAUGAAGGAGUACCAGGCUCUGAAGACAUCUCUCUGCACUGUCUCUGAAAGCAGCGAGACUCUGAUGGACAUCCGCUCCGUCCUCAGAAACCACGAGGAGACCCGCAGAGCGCUCACCAAGCACGAGGCUCUGAAGGUGGAGAUGUGCAGCCGGCAGCAUGAGGUGGAACAGUUCUCCAGCCGAGGGAAGCAGCUGGUGAUGGAGCUGAAGAAGAUCCCUGAGUGUAACGCAGAGAGCAUGAAGAAGGACAUGGAGGCGCUGGUGGACCACUGGCUGGAUGUGUCAGAGAAGCUGGACUAUAACCUCCUCCAGCUGAACCAGAGUCUCUCUCUGUGGGAGGAGGUGAGGAAGAUCGGGGAGGAGGUGGAGGGCUGGACCAAUGGAACGGUGAUGGAGCUCAACGAGAGUCUGAACAACCUGAACCACAGCCGGGGGGUGGAGGAGCGCCUCGCUGCGCUGAAGGUGGAGCUGGGGGAGAAGGAGCAGAGGGUGGAGACUCUGCAGAGCAAAGUGUGCGAGCUGAGGAGGUGCAGCCAGAUUGAGGAGACCCCUGCCAAACUGCAGGUGCUGGAGACAGACCUGCGUCAGAAGCUCAGCAGCGUGCAGAAGCUGCAGGACCAGGCCUCAGCUAACCUGCAGGACUUCCUGUCCCAGAGGAAGCAGCUGCAGGACUACAUUACCCAGAUGUCCCUGUGGCUGAAGAGCAUCGAAGACUCUCUGGUAUGUCCCCCCAGCGGGUCGGACCCCGAGGACAUCUGCAGGGUGAAGGAGGUGCAGAAGGAACUGCAGAGCCAGCAGGGCAGCCUGGACUCCACCAGGGAGGCGCUGAACUCCCUCUGCAGGAGGUUCCCCUCCCAGGAGCUGGCUGCUCUGGGAUCAGCGCUCACCGACCUCAUCAAGAGCUACGAGAGCGUCACCCAGCUGAGCGCCCGCAGCCUGGGGGGGCUGCAGGGCCGGCUGCAGACACGCUUCACCGACCUGGUGCAGGAUUUCCACCGCUGGCUUUCGGAGCAGAGGGAGAUCGUGAAGGAGUGCUCGGACCGGUCUGGAGACACUGCCAUCGUGGAGCGCAAGCUGCAGAAACUCAAGGGCGCCAUGGAGCGCGUGGAGGAGGGCGAGGAGCGCCUCACGGCGGUGUGUGAGGAGGGGGAGCAGCUGCUCCUGCACCUCCCUAAGUGCAGCGCGGGACAGGUGCAGCAGCAGCUCUCCUCCAUGCAGCAGGACUGGGACGGCUUUGUGGAAACGUGCCGGCAGAACCAGCAGAUCCUGGAGGACAGCCACUCGCUGCUGCACGGGUUCGAGGCCCGUCUGAAGAAGCUGCGUUGGUGGCUGGAGCUGAUGGAGCAGAGGAUGAGCUCCGACCUGAUGGAGGCCACGCAGAGGGGCCCGGGGAAAGCAGCGCUGCAGCAGGUGGAGGAGUACCAGCAGGAGGUGCUCAAGGAGAGGGACUCUUUUGAGCGUCUGUGUCAGGAGGCGCAGUCCCUGAACGAGGGGGGGCGGGGGGACGGCAGUGAGACCCGGCUGUCUGCGCAGCUGCAGUCGCAGCAGCAGGCGCUGCUCCGCAGGGCGAAGGAGAAGCUGCGCUGCUGCCAGCUGUCCCUGCAGGAGACGGCGGGGUACCAGGAGGCGCUGCAGAGCACCCGGCUGUGGCUGGGCGGGGUCACGGAGCGCCUCCACAGCCUGCACUGCACCUCCGGCAGCAAGGAUGCGCUGGAGGGCCGGCUGGCCGCCGUACAGGACAUCCUGCUGAUGAAGGGGGAGGGGGAGGUGAAGCUGAACAUGACGCUGGGGAAGGGGGAGCAGGUCCUCAAGCACAACCGGGGGGAGGAGGGGGAGAAGAUCUGCACCCAGCUGCAGAGCCUGAAGGACAGCUGGACCAGCAUGCUGAUGCUGUCCAUCAGCUGCCACAGCCGGCUGGAGCAGACGGCCUCUCAGUGGAGCAGCUUCCUGGAGGCGCGGCUGCAGCUGCAGCAGUGGAUGGAGGGAGUGGAGCAGGAGGUGGGGGGGGCCCUGCCUCAGCAGCCAGGUCUGAAGGAGAAAACGGCGCUGCUGGAGCGGCUGCGGGGGGUGCAGGCCGACGUGGAGGCUCACGCCCCCCCCCUCACCCGCCUGAUGGAGAAGGCCGUGGAGCUGCACGAGAAGACGGGGGACCAGACGUUUGGACCGGAGGCCCAGGCCCAGCUCAGUGCACAGUACAGCGACCUUUGCACCGUCGUCAAGGGGAAGGUGCAGGUGAUGCAGGGCGUGGUCUCGCAGCACCAGCAGUACCUGGACGCCGUCAGGGACUUCAGUGAUUGGCUGCUGUCGGCCCGGGAGGAGCUGCAGCGCUGGAGCGAGCUGAGCGGAGACUCAGCCAGUGUGCACAGGAAGCUCUGCAGGGUCCAGGAGCUGCUGGACAGUAAGCAGCGCGGCAGGGAGCGGCUGAGCCGGGUGCAGCGCUGCGGGGCGGUGUGCAGAGACCACACAGGGGCGGGGGGGUACGAGGCUCUGGAGCGGGAGGAGGCGGGGCUGCUGUCCGGCUGGGAACAGUGGGAGCGUGGCGCCCUGCAGACCCGCGCCUCCCUGGAGACGGCGCUGUCGCAGGUCAGCAGCUCGGAGCAGGAGUUCAGCAGCCUGUCUGCACAGCUGGAGCUGCAGCUGCACGACUUCAGCCGGCUGCUCAAAGACUGCCGGCUGCGCCUCAGCCAGGCCGAGAGGCUUACGAAGGGGGAGGAGGCGGUGAAGGGCUGGAUCCUCGCUAAGGAGGUCGUGGAGGAGCUGCAGCGGGCGGAGCCGGCGUCGGAGCGUCUGAAGACUCAGCUGAACGACCUGUGCAGAUUCAGCAGAGACGUAGGGACGCAGUCAGAGAGGGUGUCUGCUCUCAUCAAGGAGUACAACAGUGUGAGUCUGCAUGCAGGCCGGGACUGUCAGAGCAAACUGAAGCUCCUGGAUCAGGGCUUCCGCUCGGCCUGCAGAGACUUCCAGCUGUGGUUGGUCAACGCCAAGAUCAACACGGCCAAGAGCUUUGAUGUCCCUCAGAGCCUCAGCGAGGCGUCAGGCAGCCUGCAGAAGAUCCAGGAAUUCCUGAGUCAGCGGGAUGCGGGGCAGCUGCAGCUGGGGGCCGUGCAGCGCAGCGGGGAGCUCCUGUGCAGCGCCACCGAGAAGGAGAGGGGGGAGGCGGUCCGCGGGAAGAUGAGCUCAUUCAGAGAGGACUGGAAGAACCUGAUGAGCAGCCUGCACCUCCGGGAGACCAGCCUGCAGACGGUUUUGUCUCAGAUGAGGGACUUCGAGGCGAGUGCGGAGCCUCUGCAGGAGAGCCUGAAAGCCACUGAGCUGUCGGUGCAUCAGAGCUGCAGCCGGCUGCACGACCUCAGCGCCAAGAAGCAGGAGCUGCACAAACUGCAGGAGAAGGCGUCCCGUAUCGAGCGGAUCUCCACGGAGCACCAGCUGUUCUCUGUGGGUCUGAAGGAGCUGCAGGACUGGGUCUCUGACACCAGCCACAUGCUGCACACCUACUGCACCCCCACUGCAGACAAACAGGUGCUGGACAGCCGGAUGAUCAAGCUGGAGGCGCUGCUGAGCGCUCGUCAGGAGAAGGAGAUCCAGCUAAAAAUGCUGAUCACUCGGGGGGAGUCUGUGCAGAGGAACACCUCAGCGGAGGGGGUUCCCGUCCUGCAGGAGAACCUCCAGGAGCUGAAGGAGUCCUGGGACCACCUGCUGUCCGCCUCCAUCCACUGCAAGAGCCAGCUGGAGGGCUCCCUGUCCCAGUGGACCAGCUACCAGGAGGACAUGCAGCAGUUUGUGGGCUGGGUGGAGCGGGUGGAGGAGAGUCUGGACCCUGCAGACAAACUGUGUCCAGAGAUGAGAGACAAAACGGCCAACCUGAGCAAAGCAAAGCUGCUGCACGAGGAGGUGCUGAGCCACAGCGCUCUGCUGGACACCAUCUCUGCGAAGAGUGGAAACAUAUCAGAGAACUACGUGAACCAGCUGGAGUUGCAGGAUCUGCAGGAGCGCUACGACUCCGUCAGGGACAGCGCCAGGAGUGCGGUGUGCAGAGUGGAGGAGCUGGUGGAGGCCCACCUUGAGUACCAGCGGGGCCUACAGAGCUUUGAGGAUUGGCUGGAAGAGGAGCAGGAGAAGCUGGGCUGCUACACCCAGCUGGAGGGAGACGUGGAGAUCCUGGAGGACACUCUGCAGAGGCUGCAGGAGCUGCAGCUGUGCUGCACGGAGGGCCAGGCUCUGCUCAACACGCUGCUGCUCAGCAGGGAGCAGCUGGUCCCCUGGGGGGCCCCUCAGACUGAUGACCGGGUCCUGGAGACACUGCAGCAGCAGUGGGGGGGGUACCAGGCCCGGCUGGCUGACACGCGCUCCCAGCUGAACAGCGCGCUGGCCAAACUGCGGCAGAUGGAGCAGAAGUUCCAGAGGCUGGACAGCUGGCUGAGGAGCAUGGAGGCCAAGGCCCAGAUCAGGACCAACCGCCGGGCCGAGAGGGACACCAAGGAGGCCCAGCUGCUCCUCGUCAAGGGCUGGCAGGAGGAGGUGCUGGUGUACCAGGAGGAGAUGGAGGGCCUCACUCUGCUGGCUCAGCAGGUUCUGGAUGAGACCCACAUCAGCAGUCGGAUCAGCUCCAGAGCAACCCAGAUUACAGCGCGGUACCACGAGCUCCUGCUGCACCUCCUGGAGCUGAUCAAGCAGCUGCAGGAGGAGGUGCUGUGCAUGGAGGAGGCUCAGAGCAUCUUCAGCAGUUUCUCAGACUGGCUCAGCACUGCUCAGAACAGCUUCAGCUCCUCUUCUGCUGACACUAAUGUGAAAUCUGCAGGAACUCUGCUCUCAUUACUGCUAUCUUUGGUUAUUAUCUGAAGUCUAAUAUCUUAACCCCCCCAGGCCCUGCAGGCGGACUCGGAGCAGGGCCGGUCUCUGCUGAAGACGCUGCGGGAGAAGACGCAGCGAGCACUGGGCUUCCUGGAGGAGGAGGAGGCGGGGCGACUGCAGCAGGAAGUGGAGGCCCGCCUGCAGCAGCUGGAGGAGCUGACGGAGGCUCUGCGGGCGCAGCACGGCUCCACGGAGAAGUGCAUCGCCCUCUCCAAAGACUUCACCGACAAGUACAAGUCCCAGAACCAGUGGCUGACCGAGACCAGGAGCCUGCUGGCCUCCAGCGUGGAGCCCAAGGCCGAGCUGUACCAGAAGAAGGCCCAGCUGGCCAAGUACAAGACGAUCCUGCAGACGGUGCAGUCUCAUGAGUCUGCUCUGAGGUCGGUUCUGGAGAAAGGAGAGGUGCUGCUGGACUCUGUGCACGACCCGUCAAUCAGAGACAACAUGAUGAGGCUGCAGGAGGACUACCUGCUGCUCUGUGAGGCCGCACAGACUCAGGUGCAGAGCCUGGUGGAGUGUGUGAAGGAGCACGAGGAGUACAACACGGAGCUGCAGGAGGUGGAGAAGUGGCUGCUGCAGAUGUCCAGUAGACUCGUCUCUUGCGACUCCUCCUCUCAGAGCGGAGGCAUGGAAGCCGCCACGCAGCAGCUGGCCCGCCACAAGGCCAUCAUGGAGGAGAUCUCGGGCUUUGAGGAGCGUCUGCGCAGCCUGCAGCAGAAAGGAGAAGGUCUGCUGAGCAGCUGCUCUGAGCAGAUCCAGAGCAAGAUCCUGCAGCAGGUGCAGUCCCACCUGCAGGGAGCCAGAGACAGCUACAGCGCCAUCUGCAGCACCGCGCAGCGCGUGUACCAGAGUCUGGACCGGGAACUGCAGAAACACGUGAGCCACCAGGACACGCUGCAGCAGAGUCAGGCCUGGCUGUGCACGGUGCAGGAGGAGCUGCAGCUGCACCACCACACCCCCGCCGGCCUGCAGGAGGCGCUCAAACAGGUCAAGCAGUACCGGGCGCUGCAGGAGCAGGCCAGCACCUACCUGGAGCUGGUGUGUUCAGAGUGUGAUCUCUCUGAUGACGCAGUAAGGGUCACUGCUGCUCAGGUGCAGCAGCUCAAACUCAUGAUCGAGGACAGGAUGUCCCGUUCUCAGACGCUGUGGGAGGGCUGGAGGGAGAUCAAGGAUCAAAAGCAGGAGCUCGGCGCUCUGUUUGUGGACUCGGAGCAGCAGCUCCUCAGCCUCUCCAGGAGACCUGCGGAGCUGGAGGAGAAGAUCGCCCACAACAUGCUGCAGCAGGCGAAGGAGUGCAGCCAGCAGCUGCAAAGUAAGCAUAUAGUCCUGACCAAGAUGAAGGAGACGGUGAAGAGACUGACGGAGGGACAGGAGACAGUCAGCAGACUGACGGAGGGACAGGAGUCUCCAGAACUCGCAGAACUGGAGCAACUGGGUUUGCGCUGGGUGGAUCUGUGCAGCCAGGCCCAGCAGCUGCAGGUCCAAAGGGAGGAGGACCUGCAGCGGGCCGCAGUGUACCACCUCUGCAUCUCUGCAGUGGAGGCGCUGUUCGAACAGGUCUCCAGAGACUGGGACAACCUGGCCAGGACUGACGCAGAGAGCUCCUCCCAGCACCUGGAGGCCCUGCGGAGGCUGGCUGUGACUCUGGAGGAGCAGAAGGGAACCCUGGAGGACCUGAAGGACCAGAAGCAGAAGGUGGUGCAGCAGCUGAACCUGGAUGACAAGGAGCUGGUGAAGGAGCAGAUCAGCCACUUCGAGCAGCGCUGGGCCCAGAUGAAGAGCCUGAUCCAGAGGAAGAUCCAGGACUCCGUGCUGACCCUGGAGGAAAUGGGCCAGGUGGAGGCCCGGCUGAGGGAGGCCCGGGACUGGGCAGAGGAGCAGCAGCCGGCGCUGUCCGAGGCCAUGAAGAUGAGCCCCCCCCCGGAGCUGGCGCAGAGCUUCCUGUUCGACCACUUGAGCGUCUGCAGCGAGUUGGAGGCCAAGCAGCUGCUGCUGGACCAGGCCACUGCCGACUCAGACCGGGUCCUGGCCCGCCUCGGACUCAGCGAGCGCCAACGCCUCCAGCAGCUGAUCAGCUCCACGCAGGCGGAGGUGGAGAAUCUGAGCGUGAAGGUGGUGCAGCGCAGGAAGCACCUGAGCAAGGCCUUCACAGAGCGGACUCAGUUCCUGAUGGCGGUGGGGCAGUCCAUCUCCUGGGUGCAGCAGAAUGAGAAGAAGGCUCAGGCGGAGGAGCACGUGGCUCUGUUACCUGAAGACCUUUCCAAGCAGGUGCGGACCUGCAGGAACAUCCAGAGCAGCUUGAAGGCCUACCAGAGCGAGCUGACCUCCCUGUGGGCGCAGGGCCGGGACCUGAUGAGGGACGCCAGCGAUGAGGAGCGGAACGAGAUCCUCACCAAGCUGCAGGAGCUGCAGAACAUCUUUGACAAGACACUGCACCGCUGCGGGCAGAAGCUGCAGGAGCUGGAGAAGGUGCUGGUCUCCAGGAAAUACUUCAAGUCUGACUUAGAGAGGAUCUGUGUGUGGAUCAAACAGGCCGACAUCAUCACCUUCCCCGAGAUCAACCUGAUGGUGGGAGACGCCGAGCUGGAGGUGCAGCUGCUGAAGUACCAGCAGAUCGUGGAGCAGGCCAUGGAGUACGAGAACCUCCUGCUGAUCGUGGAGCGGGCUGGGCAGGAGAUCCUCCCCAGCCUCAACGAGCUGGACCACUGCUACCUGGACGAGAAGCUGAACACGCUGCCGCAGCAGUACAACAGCAUUCUAGCGCUCGCCAGGGAGAAGCAGGAGAAGAUCCAGCAGGCCAUCCUCACCCGCAACGAGUACACCUCCUUCAUAGACGUGACCCACAAGGCCCUGCAGGAGCUGGAGGAGCAGUUCAGCAGCCUGGGCCGGCAGCCGGUGGGCCUGCAGACGGAGGAGGUGGUGAGUCUGCAGAGCGACUACAGAUCUCUGCAGGGCGACCUGAGCCGCCUCGGCCUGGCCGUCAGCGAGCUGAACCAGAAGAAAGAGGGCUUCAGGAGCACCGGGCAGCCGUGGCGCCCCGAGGAGAUGACCCAGCUGGUUAGCCUGUACAACGGCCUGAAGAGGCUGGUGGAGCAGAAGGUGGAGCACCUGGACGAGACACUGGAGUCCUUCGAGGACCACAAGGCCAUGGCCCUGCAGGUGGACUCUGAGCUGAAGGCCACCAAGGAGCAGCUGGUCAAGGUGAACGAGGAGACGCAGUCCGCUGAGGAGCGGCUGAAGAACUACCACGCUUUGGCCGGGAGUCUGCAGAGCGCCAACUCUCACCUGUCCCGCCUGAUGGAGCAGAUGGACUCGCUGGCCCCCCGGGUGGAGCAGGCGGCGCAGGACGCCUCCAAGGAGCAGGUGGUGCUGUGGCAGGAGGAGCUGCGAUCCCUGCAGGCAGCGGUGGGAGAUCUGAUCGAGGAGUGUGAGACCCGCUUCGUGCAGAGUAAGGACUUUGAGACGGAAAUGGAGCGGACGCUGGACUGGCUGCAGAGGGUCCGGGACGAGUUGGACUGCGCCGUGAUCGUGGACGUGAGGGUGGAGAAGGUGCAGGAGGAGAUCCGGAAACAGCAGAUCAUGCAGGAGGAGGUGCAGUCCCGGCUCAGGAUCGUGGCGGCUCUCAGCAGCCGGGAGAAGCAGCAAUACAUCAGCGCCAACGAGCUGGUGCCCGGACACGUGGACUCCAGUCUGCAGGAGAUGGCCAAACUGCAGGCCGACGUGCAGAAGGCCCUGAGCUCCAAGCAGAUCACCCUGGAGGAGGCGCUGGGCCUCUGCCAGCAGUACCACUUCCGGAUGCAGGCGGCCUGCGAGUGGCUGGAGGACGCCGUGUCCUUCCUGCAGGAGGCAGGGCUUGGCGUGGACGUGGAAAACUAUGAGGAGUGUAUCCGGCAGCAGGAGGACAUCAUGAACACAGAGCAGGAGUUCCUCCUCCACCUGCAGGAGUUGCAGAGUCUGCUGCCCCCACUGCAGAGCCUUGUCAACCCCACCGCCCGCGAGCAGCUGCACCUCAGCCUGGAGUCCGCCCGGCAGAGGGGGGGCGAGGUCCGGGACCAGCUGCAGUGUCACCAGGACGUCCUGCAGAGCUGUGUGCUUCAGUGGAAGUCGUACCAGGAGGCUCGGCAGACAGUCAUCGAGCUGAUGAACGAGGCGGAGAAGAAACUGACAGAGUUCUCCACCGCCAAGGCAGCGACCAGCGAGGAGGCAGAGGAGAAGCUGUGCAAACACCGGUCACUGGUGUCGCUGGUGAACGGCUUCCAGGAGAAGCUGCGCCUCCUGGAGGAGCAGGCGUCUCAGCUGGAGCUGGUGGGCAGCGACGCCUCCAAAGCCACCAUCAGCCGCUCCAUGACCACCGUGUGGCAGCGCUGGACCCGACUCCGGAGUGUGGCCCGGGGCCGGGAGACGGUGCUGGAGGACACGGCGCAGGACUGGAGGACCUUCAGGGAGAAGAUGCUGAAGGUGCGGGGGGUGUGCGAGGACCUGCAGAACCGGUUCCCUGACUCGGCGGUGGAGAAGGCAUCCAAAGCGUCUCUGCAGGCUCUGCAGGAGCAGCACGAGCUGCUGGUCCAGGACCUGGAGAGGGAGCUGUCCUCCCUCACCCUGCUGCGGCAGUAUGCCCUCAGCCUGCUGCACGACGUGGAGGUGCCCUCCCCCACCACGGAGCAGGAGGAGCUGCCCUCCCUCAAGGAGAUCCGGGCCGUGCAGGAGCACAUGGAGAGCCUGCUGACUCAGUCCCGUCUGAAGCGCUCUCAGGCGGCCCAGGAGCUCAGGGACCGGGAGGAGGUGGAGAAGGAGCUGAGCGUAGUGAAGGCCUGGAUCCAGGAGAGCCGGGAGCUGCUGCUCAACCCCACCCCCGACAUCGAGGCGCUGCUGCAAGAGCUGGAGGUGGUACACGGGGAGGUGAUGUCGUACCGCCACAGUGUGGAGAAGCUGGCGGAGCAGCAGCAGAGUAAAUACCUGGACCUGUACACCAUCCUCCCCUCAGAGAUUUCCAUGCAGCUGGCCGAGGUCUCCCUGGCUCUGGGGGCCAUCGAGGAUCAGGUGCUGUCGAGGGAGAGAGAGAUCCAGAAGACCCGGGAGAUAAAGGAAGACUUCAGCUGCAGGAUCCACGACAUCUCAGAGCGACUGAAAGCUGUUUCUGCUAAACUCAAAGAGAAGUCUCCAGACGUGGAGCACGCCAAGGAGGAGGUGAAGAGUGUGGUGGAGGAGCUGGACUCCUGCGGGCGGUCCCUCUCUGAUCUGGAGUCAGCUGUUCAGGAUUUCGGGCGCAGGAACCCCCUGCUGGCCAAACAGCUGAGCGACAACAUCAGCAAGCUGUCAGAAACCCACCACCAGACGUCCCGACUCGCUGACUGCCGGCACAACUGGAUCAAAAAGGCGGUGUGUUACCUGGACGAGUAUAACGAAAUGCUGGACUUCAUCGUGCGCUGGUCGGAGAAAUCUAGAAGUCUGGUGAGGGCCAACAUCAUCUGGAACUCCUCUGUGCACCUGCAGGAGCAGAUCCGCAUGUACCAGUCGGUACUGCGGGAGUCCCGGGAGCUGCACGGAGACGUGGAAUCCAUGGCGGAGAAGGUGGACCUGCUGUCGGAGGUUCUGCAGGUGGAGGUGCUGAGUCAGCAGGUGUGUGAGCUGAGUCGGCACAGCGAGGAGCUACAGCAGAGCAUGAGGGGCCGGCUGCAGAGCCUGCAGGACGCAGACCAGAGUAUGGAGGCCCUGGAGGAGGAAGUGAAGGCUCUGCAGGCGGCUCUGGAGACAGUGCAGGCCACGCUCACCUCCCCGGAACUGGCAAGACAGAGCCUGAAGGAGCAGCUGGCUCAGAGACAGAGGCUGCUGGCGGACAUGGAGGGCCUGAAGCAGCAGGUGGUCUUGGUGCAGAUGUGUCAGAGUGCUCUGAGGGUCCCUGAGGAGGUGAUGCCCUCCCUGAACAUCUGCCGCACGGCGCUCAGGCUGCAGCAGGAGGCCAGCCAGCUGCAGCACGUCGCCAUCCAGCAGUGCAACAUCCUGCAGGAGGCGGUGGUGCAGUCUGAGCAGUACGAGCAAGAAGUGAGGGACCUGCAGGCGCUGAUAGAGGAAGCCCACCGGGUCAUCCAGGACCGACCCAUCCCCACCAACAACAUCCAGGAGCUGCAGGCCCAGAUCCUGCACCACGAGGAGCUGGCUCAGAAGAUCAAGGGUUACCAGGAGCAGAUCGCCUCUCUGAACUCCAAGAGUAAGAUGCUGGCGGUGAAGGCGAGGCACGCCACCAUGCUGCUGACCGUCAGCGAGGGGGAGGCGGGGGAGGUGGAGGAGAGACCCUCGGCCCAGACUCUGACGAUGACGGCGGGCCGCUGCCACACCCUCCUGUCUCCGGUGAGGGAGGAGUCGGGGGAGGAGGGCACUAACAGCGAUGUGUCCUCCCCCCCGGUCUGCCGCUCCCCCUCUCCCAUCACUGUCGUAGACGCCUCUAUAACGAAGUUGGGGAGGGGGGCCCUCGGCAGAGCCCCGGUCCAGGAGUUAUACGACCCCACUUUUGAGUCGGUGGCUCACCUGGACGACCUGCAGCGCUCCUGGGAGACCCUGAAGAACGUGAUCAGCGAGAAGCAGCGCUCCCUGUACGAGGCUCUGCAGAAGCAGCAGCAGUACCAGGCCUCGCUGCAGAGCAUCUCCUCCUGCAUGGAGGCUCUGGAGGCGCGGCUGAGUGAGCCUCUGCAGGAAGAGCAGAGCGCCCAGAGCCACCAGGAGGAGCACCAGGCGCUGCUGUCAGAGGCCCAGCGGGUGCAGCAGCAGAUCGACACGCUGCAGACCAGCUUCACGGAGGACCUCUCCUCUGACGCGGCGGACUCGGACGUGGCCGAUCAGCUCGCCAUGCAUUCGUCCCUGGCCGUGCUGGCGGAGAGGAUGGCCACCAUCCACAUGAAGGCGUCCGGGAGGCAGCAGAUCCUGGAGGAGCGUCUUAGCGAGCGCCUGGAGGGCGAGCAGCAGGAAGUCGCCGUGCAGCAGCUGCAGCGCCAGGCCGACGAUGUGCAGCUGUGGACCAGCAGCAUGACCAGCAGAGUCACCUCCUUCCUGCAGGAGGAGACCCCUGAGGAGGAGGAGCAGAGGGAGGAGCAGCUGGCUCUCUGUCAGGACAUGCUGCUGGAGAUGGAGCGGGAGGCGCUGGCCCUGUCCGAGCUGAGCCUGCGGAGCGAGGGGCUGCUGCUGGAGGGCCGGGGGGGGGCCCGGGGGGAGGCCGAGGCGCUGGUAGGGAGGGUCCGCAUGCUGAAGGGAGGCCUGCUGGAGCUGCAGAGGAUGCUGCAGGACAGACAGGCCAAUAUCCAGGGCUGUGUGUCGGAGCAGGAGGACAGCAGCUCUGACUCCAGUCUCUCUCAGAGCCCCAGCCUGCAGGACUGGCUGAACCAGAACCGGACCUCCAGGAGCCAGCAGCACCAGGACUCUCUGCAGAGACAGAGGGAUCUGGAGGAGCAGCUGGCCGAGCAGAAGAAGUUACUGCAGUGUGUGGCCAGCAGGGGAGAGGAGAUCCUGACCCAGCAGGCCUCCCCCUGCAGCCCGCUGGAGACGCCCGCCCCCGCACCGCUGCAGGGGGAGGCGGAGGCAUCCCGAACUCAGAUGAGGAAGAGGUGGGAGAGUCUCCGUCUGGAGCUCAGGACCAAACUGCAGCUGCUGCAGGAGACGCUAGAGCAGGAGAGCAUGAAGCCACAGCCGCCGCUGUAUACCCGGGCCUGUCGAGUGUCAGCAGCUGGACCUGUGUUUAGAGGCUCUGAGGAGGACAGGUCCUCCCUGAACUCUCUGUACCACAGCUUCAGACAUACCGUCCAGGACAUCGCCUCUCAGCCGGGUGGAGCAGAGGCCCAGGUGGUGCAGAUGGAGCAACAGCUGUACUCAGCCGUGGCCUCCACCUCCUGCUGGCUGGACCGGGUGGAGAACUCCGUCUUCUCUGGAUCCGUGAUGCUGGCCGAGCAGCCGGACACCCAGCUGCACACACAGCAGACGCUGGAGCAGGAGGUGCAGCAGGUGACGGAGGAGGUUCAGCUGAGCGAGUCCCUGCUGGUCUCUGCUGGUCUGCAGGUGGAGGAGCGCUCCCUGCUGGAGGAGAAUCUCUCCUGUCUGAAGGAGCGCUGCGCUGCUCUGGGUUUCGCUCUGAGCCGGCGCUGCGACACCAUGAGGAGCCGGGCGCAGGAGCUCACCGAAUACCAGACGGAGCUGCAGCUGCUCCAGACCGCUCUGAUCGAGACCAAGUGUCAGAUCCUGCAGGAGCUCUCCGGUGCCAUGGACCGGACCGCCUCCAAACAGCUGGAGGUGAUCUCCGGAGCAGAGGAGAGUCUGAGGGGCUUCGAUCACAGCAUCACGGAGCUGAAGAGCAGAGGAGCGGCGCUGCAUGCCGACCAGAUCUCCACCAACAAGAUACUGAAGCUGCAGGACUCGUUCGAGGAGCUGGUUCUGACGGUGUGCUCGCGGCGCAGUGGGCUGAACCAGAACCUGGCUCUGAGGGACCAGUACGACCGGGCCCUGCAGGACCUCACCGACCUGGUGGACACCGCCAAGGACAAGAUGGCCGCGGACCAGAGGGUCCUGGCUGGCUCUGUGGAAGACGUGCAGAACCACCUGGACAAACACAAGGAGUUCUUCCAGGGCCUGGAGUCCCACAUGGUCCUCACCGAGACCUACUUCAGGAAGGUGCUGCCCCCCCCCCCAGAGAGCCGGGUCCUGGAGGAGACGCUGCAGGAGGCUCGGAGCGUCCUGAAGGAGGCGCACUGCAAGGGGGUGCAGCUGCAGGGGGUCCUGGAGAUGUGGAGCCGGCUGCUGCAGGACUACCAGAGCCUGGUCCAGCACCUGGAGGAAGUGGAGGAGAACAUCCCAGCAGGGGGUCUGGUGGAGGAGACGGAGGAGAGGCUGAGCGACAGGAUCUCUCUGUACCAGGGUCUGGGGUCCCGGCUGUCGGAGCAGCAGCACCGGCUGCAGCAGGUUCUGGAAGAGGGGAGGGUCCUGCUGCAGACGGUCUGCUGCCCCCCCCUAGAGAACCAGCUGUCUCUGCUGGGGGAGCGCUGGAACCUCAACACCAGCAAGCUGAGCAAGGAGCAGCUGAGGCUGGAGAGCGUCCUGCAACACUGGACCCGGUACCAGAGGGAGAGUGCAGAGCUCUCCUCCUGGCUGCGCUCAGCUCUGCAGCGCCUCGACUUCUGGAACACUCAGGCUGUGUCAGUGCCUCAGGAGCUGGAGAGCGUCAGGGACCACCUCUCCGCCUUCCUGGAGUUCUGUAAGGAGGUGGAGGGCCGGUCCGGUCUGAAGAGCUCGGUGCUGCUGGAGGGAAACCAGCUGCUGCGUCUGAAGAAGGUGGACACGGUGCUGCUGAGGGCGGAGCUGGCCCGCACCGACAGGGAGUGGAGCGAGCUGCUCACACACAUCCCCGCGGUGCAGGAGAAGCUGCACCAGAUCCAGAUGGAGAAGCUGGCGUCCCGGCACGCCAUCACGGAGCUGUGCAACUGGAUCUCUCUGAUGGAGGGGGUGAUGGAGGAGAACGAGGAGAACCUGAAGAGCGCAGUGGGGUCUCACGUGAUCCAGGAGUACCUGCACAAACACAAGGGCUUCUGGGUGGACCUGAGCUGUAAGCAGCUGACGGUGGACUUUGUGAACCAGUCGGUUCAGAUCAGCGGUCAGGACGACAGCAAGCGCAGCGACAAGACCGACUUCGCCGAGAGGCUGGGGGCCAUGAACCGGCGCUGGCAGAUCCUGCAGAGCCGCAUCAAUGAGAGGGUCCAGGUCCUCGAGGGGCUGCUGCAGAUGUGGCUGCAGUAUGAGAGCAGCGUCUCGGCUCUGAAGUCCUGGAUGUCUGCGCAGGAGGAGCGGCUGAGGAGGAGGCACCGCAUCGAGGACCUGACGUCAGUGCAGAGCGCUCUGAGAGACUGUGAGGAGAUGGAGCAGCUGGUGAAGGAGAAGGAGAAGGAGCUGCAGCAGGUGGAGGAGCAGGGCUGCGCGCUCGUCCAGAACAAGACGGACGAGGCCUGCGCCAUCGUCAUGGAGACGCUGCAGGGCGUCAACCACACCUGGGCUCACCUGGACCACCUGGUGGGCCAGCUGAAGCUCAGCCUGACCUCGGGGCUGGAUCAGUGGACCCUGUACCGCGACGCUGCAGAGGAGAUCAACGCCCGGCUGAUGGAGGGCCGGUACUCCGUCUCCCGGUUCCGCCUCCUCACCGGGUCGCUGGAGGCCGUGCAGCUGCAGGUGCAGAGCCUUCAGGAUCUGCAGGAGGAGCUGGAGAAGCAGGAGAGCAGUGUGAGGAGGUUUGGAGCGGUGACCCACCAGCUGCUGAAGGAGAGCCACCCCUCGGUGUCCGACUCGCUCCAGAGCACACUGCAGGACGUCAGCGCCAGGUGGACUGGGCUCCUAGAGGAGAUCUCGGAGCGCAGGAGGAGCAGCGAGGCUCUGCUGCAGCUGUGGCAGCGCUACAAGCAUCUGCACGAGGAGAGCUGCAGCAGCAUGCGGCUGCAGGAGGAGCGGGCGCAGCGGCUGCUCAACAGCUGCAGUACGGAGCUCAGCGACGAGGAGGUGAACGCCUGGAUCCAGGAGAGCAGUGAGGUCCUGAGGGCCCAGGCCCCGGUGCUGGCCUCCCUGCAGGUGCUCCAUCAGCUGGGGGAGCAGCUGAAGCAGCAGGUGGAGAACUCAGCUGCCUCCACCCUGCAGUCAGACCACCUGUCACUCAAACACAGACUCUCUGCUGUGGAGACCAGCAUCAGCAGGCAGCUGACCACCCUGCAGACGGGGGUCCAGGACUACGAGCUGUUUAACUCUCAGCUGGACUCUCUGGGGGGCUGGAUCCUGGAGGCUGAGGAGGCUCUGACAGUGCCGGACCCCCCCGGAUCCACGGACCCCCCCCUCAUACAGGACCGCAUGGAGGAGCUGAAGAGGCUGAUGCUGAGGUUCAGCAGCCUGUCCCCGGAGCUGGAGCGGGUCAACGAGCUGGGGUACCGGCUGCCCCUCAACGACUCGGAGAUCAAACGCCUGCAGAACCUGAACCGGAGCUGGACCACCGCCUCGGCCCAGACCACCGAGAGGUUCAGCAAGCUGCAGGCCUUCCUGCUGCAGAAGCAGAGCUUCCUGGAGAAGUGUGAGACCUGGAUGGAGUUCCUGCUGCAGACGGAGGAGAACCUGGCCGUGGAGAUCUCCGGAAACCUGCAGAGCCUGACGGAGCAGCAGAAAGCCCACGAGCUGUUCCAGGCGGAGAUGUUUAGCCGGCAGCAGAUCCUGCACUCCAUCAUCACUGACGGGCAGAGGAUGCUGGAGCAGGGCCAGGUGGACGACAGGGACGAGUUCAACCUGAAGCUGGCCCUGCUGAGCAACCAGUGGCAGGGCGUGGUGCGGCGGGCCCAGCAGCGCCGCGGCAUCAUCGAUGGGCUGCUGCGGCAGUGGCAGCGGUACAGGGAGCAGCUGGAGAAGCUGCGCCGCUGGCUGCAGGAGGUCUCCCAGCCGGGGGCCACGGGGCCCCUGCAGUUGGGGACCACCGUGCCCCUGCAGCAGGCCCGCUCCAUGCUGGAUGCCGUGCAGCUGAAGGAGAAGGUGCUGCAGCGCCAGCAGGGCAGCUACAUCCUGACGGUGGAGGCCGGCCGCCAGCUGCUGCUGUCCGCCGACAGCCGGGCGGAGCUCAGCCUGCAGGCGGAGCUCAGCGACAUCCAGGAGAGGUGGAGGAACACCAGCUCCACCCUGGAGCAGCAGAGGAGGCAGCUCAGCACCCUCAUCAAGGACUGGGACCGGUGUGAGCGGGGGAUCGGAGGCUCUCUGGAGAAACUGCGAGCAUUCAAACGGGAGCUCUCUGCAGCGCUGCCCGAGCACCACGAGGACCUGCAGAGCGAGCAGAUGCGCUGCAAGGAUCUGGAGCAGGCGUUUGCCGGCUGGCCCGGGGACCUGUCCCACCUCACGGUCCUGAAGGAGUCUCUGAGCCGCUUCAUCAGCAGCGAGGACCUGAACGUGCUGCAGGAGAGGAUUGAGCUGCUGCACCGGCAGUGGGACGAGAUCUGCCACCAGCUGUCCCUGCGGCGGCAGCAGGUUGGGGAGAAGCUGAACGAGUGGACGGUGUUCAGCGAGAGGUACAAGGACCUGUGCGAGUGGCUCACCUGCAUGGAGAGCAAGGUGUCUCAGAACGGAGACAUCAGCAUCGAGGAGAUGAUCGAGAAGCUGCGCAAGGACUACCAGCAGGAGAUCAGCGUGGCGGAGGAGAACAAGCAGCAGCUGCAGCUCCUGGGGGAGCGGCUCAGCAGGAACAGCCCGACCUGCAGAGCUGCAGACAUGCAGCAGAAACUCAGCAAGGUCAGCGAGCGCUGGCAGCACCUGCUGGACCUGAUCGGAGCCAGGGUGAAGAAGCUGCGUGAGACCCUUGUGGCGGUGCAGCAGCUGGAUAAGAACAUGAGCUCUCUGCGCUGCUGGCUCGCUCACAUCGAGACGGAGCUCUCCAGACCGCUCGCCUUCGAGAGCUGCGAUGCUGCCGAGAUCCAGAGGAGGCUGGACCUGCAGCAGGAGCUGCAGCGGGACAUUGAAAAGCACAGCACGGGUGUGGCCUCGGUUCUGAACCUGUGCGAGGUUCUGCUGCACGACUGCGAUGCCUGCGCCACCGACGCUGAGUGCGACUCCAUCCAGAGUGCCACCCGCAGCCUGGACCGCCGCUGGAGGAGCAUCUGCGCCCUGUCCAUGGAGAGGAGGCUCCGGAUUGAGGAGACCUGGCGCCUGUGGCAGAAGUUCCUGGAGGACUUCUCCCGGUUCGAGGAGUGGCUCUGCUCCUCGGAGCGGACGGCGGCGCUGCCCAACUCCUCCGGGGUUCUGUAUACCGUCGCCAAGGAGGAGCUGAAGAAGUUUGAGACCUUCCAGAGGCAGGUCCACGAGAGCCUGACCCAGCUGGAGCUGAUCAACAAGCAGUACCGCCGUCUGGCCCGGGAGAACCGCACCGACUCCGCCGGCCUCCUCCGGGAGAAGAGCCAGGGAGCCAACCUGCGCUGGGACGCCCUGCAGAGGAGGGUGGCCUCCAUCCUGCGCCGGCUCAAGCACUUCAUCGGGCAGAGGGAGGACUUUGAGACGGCCAGAGACGCCAUCCUGGUCUGGCUGACGGAGAUGGACCUGCAGCUGACCAACAUCGAGCAUUUCUCCGAGUGUGACAUCCAGGCCAAGAUCAAGCAGCUCCGGUCCUUCCAGCAGGAGAUCUCUCUCACCACAGCGAAGAUAGAGCAGAUCUUCCAGCAGGGGGAGGCUCUAAUGGAGAAGAGCGAGCCUCUGGACGCCGCCGUCAUCGAGGAGGAGCUGGAGGAGCUGCAGAGGUACUGCCAGGAGGUGUUCGGACGGGUGGAGCGCUACUACCGGAAGCUCAUCCGCCUGCCGCUGGCCGACGACGACACCGAGGUCUCGCUCUCGGACCGGGAGCUGGAGCUGGACGAACCGGGCGAUGUGUCCGGGGGUCCGUGGGGUGGGGGGGAGUGCCUGGGAGACGGCUUUCUCUCCCCCCUCCCCUCCUCAGGCCGCUCGGCCUCCCUGGCGGCUCAGCUGCGGGGCGAGCGCUCGGGCCGAGACACGCCGGCCAGCGUGGACUCCAUCCCGCUGGAGUGGGACCACGAUUACGACCUGAGUCGGGGGCUGGAGAGGGAGACACACAGCGAGGAGGGGGACUUCCUGCAUAGAGAUGUAGUGAUCCCAGAGAGCCCGGAGGCCUUUGUUAGAGUUACUCAGCAAACUCUGAGGUCCUCCUCGGGAGAAGCAGCGUCUGCAGACGCCCCCCCGCUGGAGGCCGGUCGCAGCCGGACACCGAGUGGAGCCGAGCAGGACGCCUCGUACCUUGGAUACAUGCGUCUGCUGGGGGAGUGUCGGGGCAGCAUCGACGCGGUGAGGAGGAUGGGCUGUGAGCUGAAGGAGGAGGAGGACGCCGGGUCAGGUCUCGUAGACCCCAGCUCUGAGUCUCAGACCUCAGGAGUGAUCGAGCGCUGGGAGCUGCUACAGGCGCAGGACGUGAGCCGGCAGCUGCGCAGGAAGCAGAGCCAGCAGCAGGAGCAGCAGCUGAACUCAGACCUGCAGAAGGUGUACAGCUGGCUGGGGGGGGCGGAGGAGGAGCUGCAGCAGCAGAGGAGGCUGGAGCUCAGCACCGACAUCCAGGACAUCCAGCAGCGCAUCCUCAAGCUCAAGGAGCUGCAGAAGGCGUACGAUAAGCGGAAGGCCAUCGUUCUGUCGGUGAACCUGUGCAGCUCGGAGUUCCUGCAGCCGGACAGCGAGGAGAGCCGGGAGCUGCAGGCCAGACUGAAGGACAUGAACAACAGCUGGGACCGGCUGGGGGGGACGCUGGAGGAGUGGAGGUCCUCCCUGCAGGGGGCACUCAUGCAGUGCCAGGACUUCCACGAGAUGAGCCACGGCCUGCUGCUGUGGCUGGAGAACAUUGACCGCCGGAGGAACCAGCUGCUGCCCAUCGACCCGGGGAGGGACAGCAACUCCCUGCAGGAGCAGCACAAGACCCUCACGGUGAUCCGUCAGGAGCUGCUGGACUCGCAGCUGAAGGUGUCCUCCCUGCAGGACAUGUCCCUGCAGCUGCUCGUGCACGCUCAGGGCAGCGACUGUCUGGAGGCCAAGGAGAAAGUGCACGUGAUCGGGAACCGGCUGAAGCUGCUGCUGAAGGAGGUGACCCGAGACCUGAGGGAGCUCAGCAAGAUCCUGGAGAUCAGCAGCAGCCAGCAGGAUCUGUCCUCCUGGUCGUCGGCGGAUGAUCUGGACACAUCUGGCUCUCUGAGUCCGGUGUCAGGACGGAGCACGCCGAGCCGCCGCCGCUCGCAGCGGGGCAGUAGUAGGGUUUCAGAGCCGGGAGCCCACCACCACAGGUCUCUCAGCGCCGGUGGAUCCGGUUCCUCCCGUUCUGACCCGGUCGGCUCGAGGUUCUGCAGCUCGUGGUUCCGGCGGGUUCUGAUGGUGGCGCUGCCGCUGCAGUUGCUCCUGCUGUUCCUCCUCAUCCUCAGCUUCCUGCUGCCGCUGACGGAGGAGGACUACUGCGCUCAGUCCAACAACUUCCUGCACUCCUUCUACCCCAUGCUGAGCUACAUCAACGGGCCCCCGCCAGUCUGAUCCCGCAGGGGGGGGGGGGGGGUCCUGCAGAGGGACUGGAACUAGGCUGGAUGUUUGGAGCAGAAACUGAUCUUUGUCCUGCAGAAACUGAUCUUCUUCCUAAAAAACUGAGUGUUUUCCUGCAGAAUUGAUACUUUUCCUGCAAAGCCGGAUGCUAAUCCUGUUCGAUUUGAUCUUGCUCAAUUUUAACCUUGUCCUGCAGAGUGUGAACUUUUUCCUGCAAGAACUUUUGUUUCACGCAGACACUGAUAUCUGUGCUGCAGAAUCUGAACUUUUCCUUCCAGAAUGUUAUCCUUUUCCUGAAAAAUCUGAUAUAAUUCCUGCAUAAAACAGUUCUGAUCUGAGUGUGUAUGAAGUAUGAUCUCCCCUGAUGCAGCCGGAGACGCAGUGAAGACACGAGAGUGACCCGCUGAGAUUUGUCUGUGACUUUAACUCCUAACUCCAAUGUUUGUAAAGACAUGAAUUAUAUCGUUCAUUGCAAUUAUUUUUUUACCUGUUCUUUGGCAUGCAGUUCUGAUCAUUCCCUUCAUUGUGUCUACUUUCACUUAAAUAACAUUGAGAUUAUUUUGUGUUUUUAAUAUCGAAGCCAUUUCCAGAGUUUAACUCCGUCGUCUGUCUUUCUACAUUCCUGCUGUUUUAUUUUCUAAACCAGAUAUAAAAUAAGACUUUAUGAAGACGUAUAGAACUAUUGUAUAUUUUGUAUGACCGUCAGUAUCUCAUGUAUAACAGGAAUAUUUAACAUGUGUAUAACAUGAAUAUGAAAUGUAUGUAUGUUUGAGACUAUCAGAAACAAAGAAUGCCAAAUCCUCAUAAAAUGUGUCUUUUUCUUUCAUUUCUUAAAUAUUUUUUUCAUUUUAUAUGUUUAUACUAAGCUUUUACUAAAAACAGAAAUAAGAAAACA